CACGCUCCGCGCUCAUCGCCAGCUGCAGCACCUACUCAAUUGCAGCCGCCCACCCAUCUCUUCUCACCAACACAUCAACUCAUCACAACCAAUUUUCACCAAGACAUCGAACCACCAAACAAACGCACAACGACUACGACAAUGCUCUUCACCCGCCCAACAGCGCGCCUCCUCCCCCUGCGCUCCCUCCGCCGCUUACCCCUCACCGCACGCCCCCUCAGCACCUCCCGCGCCGUCUUCGCAGCAAAGGACUCGCAAGACAAAGACUCCAUCAAGCGCGUGUCCACCGAGUACUCCAAAUCUGGGUCCGACGAAGAAGUUGCCGAGUCCGACGCAGCUUUCAACCCAGACAAAACGAGCCCGGAGUCAGCCGAGGCGACGGCGGAGGAUGAGGCUGGCGGCAAGGACAAUACGCUGAAUGUUAGUCCGGGGAAUCCUUCUGUGAGCGAGCCGAAUGAUCCUGGUGUGGGAGGGAGUGGUGGAAGUCCAAGGGAUAAGACGAGUGGGGCCGGGGGUGCGCAGAAGAACGGUGGUGGGGAGAGUGGUUGAACAUCGCGUAUGGACUGGAGGGGUAGGAUCCACCGGGUGGACAGCAGUCCGGGGUAGGGAGUAGAGCAGGAAGGGGUUGUUUAUUUGUGAGAAGAACAGUAUGGAUGAUACUGUGUUGCAGAUUCUCUUGCAAUUCAUGUUUGCUCAGAAACACCCUUCAGCAUUCCUCAGUACAUUUGGUUUAGACGUUCUACUGAUAGUCUAACAAACACCUUCUUCACGGUUUGAGCAAUCCUCGCAUUCUUUGAUUCCUUUGUGAGGCCUCUUUCACCCCAGGAAAGUCACAUCGCAACAACAAACAAGCUUGUCCAUUGGUCACCAUGAGCACCCUUCAUACACUUUCAUCAU
Molecule: messenger RNA, 897 nt
Organism: Dothidotthia symphoricarpi CBS 119687
Lineage: Eukaryota; Fungi; Ascomycota; Dothideomycetes; Pleosporales; Dothidotthiaceae
Exons: 1
Coding region: 142-549 (135 amino acids)
Source: RefSeq, a predicted model, not a curated record